Molecule: messenger RNA, 792 nt
Organism: Lodderomyces beijingensis
Lineage: Eukaryota; Fungi; Ascomycota; Pichiomycetes; Serinales; Debaryomycetaceae
Source: the annotation of a GenBank genome assembly
AUGCGCCAUCAUCUACGACUAUUCACCACCAGCUCCAUCUCGCGACUAAGCAAGCCCCGCGGACUCCAUCAUCAUCAGCAUCACCCGUCGCCAACGCAUCCCCAUAAACGGGUCACCACUCUGCCUCAUCAUCAGCCGCGGCACGCACACCACAGCGAGGUCUCCCAGAUGUUCCGCGACGCCAUGUCCCGCGUCGCGCAACAAGCAAUGAUCCUCACUUCCUCCACCUCGCCGCACACCGCGCAGAACAUCAACCACGGCAUGACUUUGGGAUCGGUGGCGUCGCUCGCUGUGUAUCCGCGCCCGCUCUUGCAAUUCAACUUGCACUUGCCCUCGUACACAUCGCGGUACUUGCACGAGUUUCAAGUCUGCUGUAUCCAUAUGAUGCCCGCGACGAAAAACGCAGCGAGACUAGCGCGGGUGUUUGCGCUGGGGGUCAAGCUCCACCAUCGCGAUGGCGAGGUGUUUCAUGAGCGCACGCAGCCGUUCCGCGAUUUGGUUGAAGGGCAGGAGUAUUUCAUGUAUGAUGUGCGGGGAGUUGUUGAAAAGGAGGGGGAUGGUGGUGGUGAGGGUGACGGUGACGGUGAGGGUUUGAAGGUGCCGGUGUUGAGUGCUGCUGAGGUUGCGUUUGUGUGUCGGUGUCUGCGGUGUUUCACGGUUGAUGACCAUGAGAUCUGGGUGGUUGAGGUCUUGGAUGUGUUGCUGAUGCGCGAGGAGUAUCGCGAGCAUAAGACUGGUGGGUUAAUUUAUUUUGAUCGUGCGUUUAGGAAAAUCGGCGAGAAAUUGAGUUAG